Saccharomyces kudriavzevii IFO 1802 is the source of this 1152-nucleotide messenger RNA. It is a transcript of the gene TRP4, whose product is annotated as anthranilate phosphoribosyltransferase. The transcript has a single exon. Gene Ontology annotation, biological process: L-tryptophan biosynthetic process. Gene Ontology annotation, molecular function: anthranilate phosphoribosyltransferase activity. Lineage: Eukaryota; Fungi; Ascomycota; Saccharomycetes; Saccharomycetales; Saccharomycetaceae. Gene Ontology annotation, cellular component: cytosol. The coding region runs from base 1 to 1152 and encodes 383 amino acids. The record is from RefSeq and is a predicted model, not a curated record.
AUGCUCGAAGCGGCUCUGUUAUCGCUUACCAAGAAGUUACUGGUUUCGCCGCCAAAAUUGACUAGUACAGACUUGCAUGAUGCGCUAUUAGUCAUACUUGAUCUUUUGAGGAAGUGCGAUAUGAAUGACGACGAAAGUCUUUCAAUUUAUACCAAGGUUUCCAGCUUUCUCACGGCAUUGAGAGUUACCCAACUUGAUCACAAGGCAGAGUACAUUGCAGAAGCUGCAAAAGCUGUCUUGAGACAUUCUGACCUUGUUGACUUACCUUCACCCGCUAAGAGCGAAUCACACCCUGAGAAAGGGCCGAUAACCUUGGAUAUUGUAGGUACCGGUGGUGAUGGACAGAAUACUUUCAACGUUUCCACAUCUGCUGCAAUCGUUGCCGCUGGUAUUCCAGGCCUAAAGAUUUGCAAACACGGCGGCAAAGCUUCAACAUCUAACAGUGGGGCUGGCGAUCUAAUCGGAACUUUGGGAUGUGAUAUAUCCAAAGUUAAUUCAUCGACAGUGCCCGGCUUAUGGCCCGACAACACAUUCCUGUUUCUGCUUGCCCCAUUCUUCCACCAUGGAAUGAGUCAUGUUUCCAAGAUACGUAAAUUGCUGGGCAUUCCAACCAUAUUCAAUGUGUUGGGGCCACUUUUGCACCCGAUCAGUCAUGUGAACAAAAGAAUAUUAGGCGUUUACUCAAAGGAGCUUGCGCCUGAAUAUGCCAAGGCAGCAGCCUUGGUGUAUCCAGAAAGUGAAACUUUUAUUGUUUGGGGGCAUGUUGGAUUAGACGAAGUAUCGCCGAUAGGCAAAACUACUGUUUGGCACAUCGAUCCGCUAUCAUCUGCUCAUUCAAAUGAUCAACUGAAAACCUUCCAACUGGAGCCUUCAAUGUUCGGUUUAAAGGAACACGAAUUGUCAGAAUGUGCCUCCUACGGUCCUAAAGAAAAUGCAAGAAUUCUGAGGGAGGAAAUCUUGUCCGGGAAGUACCACCUUGGAGAUAAUAAUGCUAUUUAUGACUACAUUUUGAUGAACACCGCCGUAUUGUACUGUUUAAGUCAAGGUCACCAAAACUGGAAGGAGGGGAUCAUCAAAGCAGAAGAAAGCAUUCAGUCCGGUAAUGCAUUACAUUCUUUGGAACACUUUAUUACUAGUGUGAAUUCCUUGUAG